Molecule: messenger RNA, 1062 nt
Organism: Diabrotica balteata
Lineage: Eukaryota; Metazoa; Arthropoda; Insecta; Coleoptera; Chrysomelidae
Source: the annotation of a GenBank genome assembly
UUAAAAUUCAACUAACCUUAUAACUGAUCAACAACAACAUAACAUAAAAGAUUAUCCUAUGGUUUUAGAAUGAAGCUUAAAAAUUAUUAAUUUUUUAUUAAGGAAUUUAACAGUUUUAAUAUGACAGAAAAAACAGAAGACAGUGUAUAUAAAAAUGAUAUACCUCAUUCUUAUGAUGGCAUUAAUUGGAAGUUGGAAUCAAUCUACAAUAUUAGGGUAGGAAAUAUUUAUGACCCUUCCAAAUUUUGGAUAGUGCAUUUUACAGAAGAGUUAAAUUUAUUUUAUUCAUAUAUGAACAGUUUUUACAAUGAAAAAUAUGAAGAGUAUCGAAUGCCAGUAGAAUAUAUGAAAAGAAACACUUACUGUGCAGUUUACACAGAUAAUGGGUUUUAUAGGGCUCUUAUUGUGGAGAUUACAAAUACAGUGAGACCAGAUGAUAGGAUAAUUGUAUUUUUAUUAGACUUUGGUUAUACUAGCACAGUUUCUCCAGAUAACAUAUACAUAUUAUACGAGAAGAUGUUCCAUAUGCCUAGAUGUGCUAUAAGAGCUUGUUUAUAUGGAAUUGAACCUUAUGAUUCAGAUACUUGGACCACCCAAGCUACAGAAAAGUUCAAGGAGUUAACUCAAGGCAAAAUAUUAAUGGGACAGUUGUGCGGAAUUGAUGAUAAAUAUAAAACAGUAUAUAUUAGAAUUGUGGAUAUAGCUCAUGCUACUGAGCAAAUGGAUGUUGGAGAAACGCUGAUUAUAAAAAAAAUGGCAAAAAUAGCCCGAAUAAAGAAUAUGAAAUGUACAGAAAAACACACAGAAAAAUUUAUACCCAAAGUUAAAUAUCCAUAUUUGUGCCCAUCAUUUGACCUUCUAGAAAGUGGAACCAUGCCUUCAUCAGUGCAUGUUGUGGAGUUAUUAAAAACAUAUAUGAUGACUGAGAAAUUAUUUCAACCAUAUUAUACUUGUGGUGGAAUAGACCAGUAAAACUUACCAUAUUUUUUGACAUAAUGUAUUUUAGUUUUCUUACAAGUGAAUAUCAUCACAUUAUAUGGAAUAAAUAUAUUUUUAUUUUUA